This is a messenger RNA of Nothoprocta perdicaria, 2038 nucleotides long. It is a transcript of the gene KLF3, whose product is annotated as Kruppel like factor 3. NCBI's taxonomy places the organism in Eukaryota, Metazoa, Chordata, Aves, Tinamiformes, Tinamidae. Gene Ontology annotation, molecular function: RNA polymerase II cis-regulatory region sequence-specific DNA binding; DNA-binding transcription factor activity, RNA polymerase II-specific. Gene Ontology annotation, biological process: regulation of transcription by RNA polymerase II. The transcript has 6 exons. The record is from RefSeq and is a predicted model, not a curated record. Bases 107 to 1153 code for a protein of 348 amino acids.
UCCUUAUAUCAAUUUGUUUCUUUUCAGAAAUCCAGAUAGGAAGUGGUGUUUGGCCACACAGUUUUGACCAGGACAUCAGAGGCACCAGGACAGCUGAAUAAAAAAGAUGCUAAUGUUUGACCCCGUCCCUAUCAAGCAAGAGGCCAUGGAACCUGUUUCAGUGUCAUACCCGUCCAGCUACCUGGACCAAAUAAAGCCAAACAAAUACAGCGUCAUUUACUCCACGCCGGGCAUGCUGCACAGCAAGUUCUACUCGAGCGCCGAAGGCCUCUCCAACGGGGUGCAGGUGGAGCCCGUGGACCUCACGGUGAACAAGCGGGGCUCGCCGCCCUCCACGGCGAGCUCGCCUUCCCCGCUCAAGUUCCAGCCGGUGCCCAGGAGAGCGUCGCCCGCGCUGGCGCUCUCCACGCCCAGCUCGCCCCUCCGCAAGUUCGCGCCGUCGCCGCCGGGCGUGCAGCCGCUCUCCAUGCCCAUCACCAUCCCGCCCGUCAUGGCGGCCGCGCUGUCGCGCCACGGCCUGCGCAGCCCCGGGCUGCUCCCGGUCAUCCAGCCCGUCGUGGUGCAGCCCGUGCCCUUCAUGUACGCGCCCCACCUGCAGCAGCCCAUCGUGGUGUCCACCGUGCUGCCCGAGGACAUGGAGAGCCCCACCAGCGUGCCAGUGCCUGUCAUUGAGUCAUAUGAAAAACCUGCACUGAAGAAAGCGAUUAAAGUGGAACCGGGAAGUGAACCAUCCAAGACUGACUUCUACCCUGAACAAGUAUCACCUCCCUUGAUGACCUCCUUGUCUCCCCAGCAAGUUAUGUUGCAAGAGAAUCACCCUUCGGUUAUAGUUCAGCCAGGAAAGAGACCUUUACCCGUGGAAUCUCCAGACACGCAAAGGAAACGCAGGAUACACCGGUGUGACUACGAAGGCUGCAACAAGGUCUACACUAAGAGCUCCCACCUGAAAGCCCACAGAAGAACGCACACAGGUGAAAAACCAUACAAAUGCACUUGGGAGGGAUGCACGUGGAAGUUUGCGCGAUCCGAUGAACUGACACGGCAUUUCCGCAAGCACACCGGCAUCAAACCCUUUCAGUGCCCAGACUGUGACCGUAGCUUUUCACGCUCGGACCACCUUGCUCUUCACAGAAAACGCCACAUGCUUGUCUGAGUCUCUUCUGCCCUUGCCUCCCGUCACGUUUUUUUUUUUUUUUUACAUGUGCAUUUUAAGUUGGAUUCAGCUGGUCUGAAUCUCUGAGUUUAUACCAUUAAAAGCUUACAUAUGGUCAGUAAGAGGUGUUAUCUAACCCUUCUAUUUCCUUGCCACGGGUCAGACCUAAAGAAUGUGAACACUUUUUUAUUUUUUCCUGGGGAUGCUAAGCAAACCCUUUCAGCAGACAGUAUGUUUAAUGUAUUCAUUCGCAAAUAAGGGAAGUUGUAAACUAACAACUUCUUUUGGUUUCUUCAUAUAAUCAACCCAUCAUAUACUGAUAAAAGUAGAAAAUAUUAUUGAAUAUCCAGAAUGCUAGUCCUUGCCAGAGACUUUAUUUAUGAACCCUGUAGAGGAUGCACUCUCAUUUUAUGCUCAACAAUGCAAUGAAUGGAUGCUCCCAACCUCAUUGGUUUCUGCAGUACGGUUAAUAUAGUUCUAGAAAGACAGCUGAUUUGGAAAUGCUAGGUAAAACUAAUCGGCAUAAUUAUUUUGCAGAAAGAAUAAUUGAAUCCUGAUAUCACUUACCCCAGUCAAGAAGAAAAAUCAUCAGAAAUUGGGCUAUACGUAGAGUUGUAUGGUUAAACCAAUCCCAUCUGUCCUCUGUAUUAUAGUAUAGUAUUUAACCUAUUUUUUACUGCAUAGCACCCUGGUGGAUCUGUUAAAUGAAGACCUCGUGUGACACUCUAUGUCUGUCUGUUGUGUGACUGUAUGGAUGGAACACACACGGUACUCUCCUAUAACAUGGCAUUAAAUUAUAUUCAUAGAAACCUGCCACAGCUUAUUUCAGGAAUAUAGACUAUCCCUCUAUAAUCACUUCCCUACAUUUCCUCUAAGUGUUUUUUU